AGAAACCGGCGUGCCUCGGCUCAGUCCUCGACCAUCAGCCAGCUGUGUGAGUGAUAGUGAUAAAGUAAAUUGUACCCAGAGUAAAGGAGAUAAAGUUCAAAAUGUCUGCAUCUCCGAUCGCAAGACAAGCGACCAACAGUCAGGCGAUACCUUCGAGGAGAGUCCUCAUCACAGAUCCGGCGCAAAUGCCUGAUGUAUACUCCAGUACACCUGGAGGCACUAUCUACUCUACCACACCUGGAGGAACUCGUAUAGUCUACGAAAAGUCAUUUAUGAUGUCGCUACGACAGUCGCCGAUAUCGCAGACUCCUCCAAAGUGUGCAUUACCGGCUGCCAUGUUAAAGAACCCACCGACUUCUCCGUCACAGGUGCUACCUGUGCCAAAACCACGCUCGAAUUCCAUCUCCUUCGAUGAAUCCCAGGAGACAUUCAGUAUGGAUCUCUAAUUAGUUUUAGUUUGUGCCAUAGGGUAGAGGAAAGAGAUUGGUAACGAAUCGCCAAAAAACCAGAAAAGCGAAGCCACUUGCCUUCCAUAUGACUGACCUUGUGACUAUAGGUACUGUGAUCAUUGUUACUGCUAUAAUUGCUAAAGCCUACGAAAGUUAUGUUAAAAUAAUUAGUUUUAGCUAAAGUUUCUUGACGAUCAAUAAUAUCAAUGAUCACACUGACUGCAUCAAAGGUUGGUGAUGGAGGUGGCUUUUAAUUUAUGAACCUUUUGUAUGUUAAAGCUUCGUUCAUCUUUUUCUUUUAAUUUAUGGUUGGUGCUAUAUAGGUUACUGCUUACUGUAGUUUUAAGUCCUGCAAAGGGUGUCACGUUGAAAGGAACAUUCUGUUCAUUUGGGUUGCUGCAGUGGUACGAUUUCGAAUUAAAUUUUGGAAGAAAAUUUUACUAUUGUUUUUGCUGAAUUAAACUAAAUUGACAAGAUUAAAAUUAGUGCAAUCUUUUUCGCAAACCAAGUGAAAAAGUAUGACUCGAGGUCAUGUAAUUUACACUUAAUAUGCGCAACAGAAAUAAAAAUAUUCGCAUACAGCAUUUUUACAAUGUAUUUUAAUUAUUUUCUAAAAUAAUUGAUUGAAAUCGUUAAUAUGGAAUUGAAAAUGAAAGUUUUCUAGUCAUAGUAAUUAAUUACAAUGACGGAUUUUUUGGAGAUUUUAGGCUAUCAAUUGAUAAAGUGACAUUUAAAUAUUUCAAUUUAAAAAGAAAUGGACUAACUAAUAAGUUUGACAAAAAAUAUACAAAAUAUGUAUUAAAACAUAUUAUUGAUGUAAAAAAGCGUGACUGAAACGUUUUGCGUUGGAAACGCAAUCCUUUGCCGUAAAAAAGGUUAAUAAUUUUAAAUUCUAUACAAAAAACUAUUCAAUUAUUGAUGGAAUGGUUGUUGAGUGCAAUGGAUAUUUAUUGACAAAGCUUGGAGAACUAUAUGGCCUUGUUACUUGUUUACCGACUACACAAUGAACUUCUUAUUGGAACGCAAGUGACUCAUACUGUAUUAUUAGAAGGACUGCUGUAAAAAUAUAAGACGAAAAUAAUACGUACUAUGAUUUGAAGCAUUACUAUCUGAAUCGCCACCUGUAUAAUGUCUGUAAUUGAAUUAAAACAGAACAGUUGACUUAACCAUUGCUUUUGACAUAGAUCGUCAAUCCGUUUUUGAUAUUUAUUGUUGAAAAAAAUAAUUAAAAACAAAAGUAAACUAGCUUGAGUUCACGUCACGUCACGUUCACGAUUUCGUCACUUUAUACAAAUAAUAAUAAAUAUAAUAUGUAUGUCUGUGGUGUCCCACAGGGAGCUACAUUUGGACCUAUUUUCAUCAGUAGUGACGUGUGCUUACUGUCUAUUCAAAGUGUAACAGAUUGUAACAAAUAUCAAGGUCAUGAAAUAAAAAUAAAAAUAGAUGUAAUAAUCAAUGAGAAAAAGGCAAAGGAUUUAUUAUGUAAAUAAAUAAGACUAGGCGUUUAACGCACAUUAUAGUUAUAGAUGAAUGAGUAUUUUCUCUGUAUUUUUAUAAGCAAGUGCCAUUAUAUUGUAGAAGAUAAUUUUAAGAUAAUUUUACUUCUCAUAAUGGCGUUGCAAAAUGCGUAAUCUCAAGUAUGUGAGAUAAUAGUUUUAAGGAUUAUGUGUUAUUUGUAGGUAUUUUUUUGAUGUAGUAGAAAUAGUUAUAACUGUUCUUCGAAAAUUGAAUUCAUUUCCAUAAGAUGUAGACAUAAAGUCACUGCCUUCUUUAGUUUUGCAAAUUUUUUAUUUUAUUUUGUGAUUACAUAUAUAAUACUACUCUUUAAUUUCGGAGUACUGAGCAUUUGAUACUGUUAACCAUCAUCAACAUAAUUGUUGUAAAGUUGAAAUUAGAAUGACACUUCAUAAGGUCGUAAUCGACCUUAUGAAUAUUCGUCCUGAUUUUAAUUUUUAUUGGGGAUUAAAACUAUGCAUUUUGAAUGAUCAUGUAUCAACUAAGGGUUAAAGUCUUGAGAUAAAGUUAAUAAACGUGAUUUAAUAAGGAUUUGCCACCUUAACGCAAUUACUCCAUUGUCACGAUUGUUAACUUGAAGACUCUCGGCUCAGAAAUUUAACAAUGAAGUUAUUAAUAUUUGUAUUCUUCUAUACGUUAACUAAGUUGCUAUUACUAAACGUCAUACUUACGAUACAAAAGGCUUGUUCCAGUACUAUUACGCUUAACAAUGCGAGGGUGAAUGUAUUACGCAAAUUAAAUUUGCAUACACAUUAACAUUUCAAACAUUAGCUUAGUUUAUCCGUUCCAAAAUAUUACCUAAUCCACAUUUUAGGGUUCAAAUCUUAUAUAUAAAAAUAAACCCCUAUUUCCCCAGGUCAUAUAACUUGAGAAUGACUGGACCAAAUUGUAUAAUUUUUUUUUCUUGUGUUUGUUAUUGUUAGGACAAGGUUUAUAUGAAAGAUUUUUGUUUUGGAAAAUCCACGGGGGAAGACAGUCUCGGGGUGCGGAAAAAAUCGCGGGCAAGAGCUAGAGGUCAAUAAAUAUAGAAACACAGUAUCGUGAUAUUUGUCCCUCUAUUCCUUCUUCUCUCAAUUUAUGGCUUUUUCUAGUGCCUAAUCAGCACAAUGCACUACGCCAGUCUCAAGUAACUUGAAGGAGGCACGAGGGAGACUGGCCGGUAAAAAUGUGCCGAUUUUCUUAUAAUAUAGGUAGAGGUACUGGAUGGAUGGGUUAAAAUAAAUCAUGUAACGUUCUUAACGCUUAAAAUGAAUAGUAGAUUGAAAAGUAAACUGUAUAUUAGUGACAGGAUCACAAUAUAUUUUACUGAUAUUUACUGGCUCUUUGAACGUUUCAGGAUUUUAUGGAUAUUUUGCUUAGGAACUGGUACUUACUUACUUUAAGUAUUUCUCUUCAGAAACUAUAGUAUCUGCUUUAUAUUACUAUCGGAUAAAGUAUUUUUCCAGACUUAAAUGUUUGGGAAGUUUCUAUGUUUAAGAUUGAUGACUGCAAUUUCAAGUCUUGUUAAAGUUAAAAAAUGUUGAAAUUUAUUACGGUAAGGGGUACUUUAUUGUUCAUUAUUUUUAUAAAUAAUACGUUGUUCCAAAGCAUUUAUGAAUAAGAAGUAAAAGUGAAGUGUCUCUGUAAAUUCAUGAAAGUCAAUUCUAGGUACUUACCUUACUUUACAGUACAAAUAUUUACAGUUGACCAAGUAUAUGUACCUAUCUACAAAACUUAUAAAUCAUACAGGACAAAGAUACUUCACCUUUUUAUUGUUGAUCUAUUGUGUGUUUCGAUAUUAAAAAUUGACUGCCUUAUUACUGAAAAAAUAAAAAUAUGUUAAAAAUA
This is a messenger RNA of Maniola jurtina (meadow brown), 3791 nucleotides long. RefSeq names its product eukaryotic translation initiation factor 4E-binding protein (gene Thor). Gene Ontology annotation, biological process: negative regulation of translational initiation. Gene Ontology annotation, molecular function: eukaryotic initiation factor 4E binding. Gene Ontology annotation, cellular component: cytoplasm. The record is from RefSeq and is a predicted model, not a curated record. The coding region runs from base 102 to 446 and encodes 114 amino acids. The transcript has 2 exons. Lineage: Eukaryota; Metazoa; Arthropoda; Insecta; Lepidoptera; Nymphalidae.